GUACCAGACGACAGACAGUGAAAUCUAAGUCUGGACACAGGUAUCCAACAGCCAACCGUGGUUCAGAGUUGAUUCUUCCUCUUGUGGCCAAAGGCUUUACAGCAUGUCCGAAAUGCUUGACGACCUCUUCACGAAGAACUUUCUGAACUUGGCCCUCAACGAUGCCUUGCUCCCACAGCAGUCACAACUCAAAGUCCCAGGGCAGAGUCGGCUGAACCGGUCAGCCUCCUUCUUCACUCCUCCCUCCCCUCCCGAGUCUCUGAGCCUCAGCCUGAGAAGCGAGCAUGUCAGCGAUGAGGAAAAUGGCAGCUCUCCCUGGUCAUCCAACAUCUGGAGCCAGGCCCCGGUGUCCAAACAGAAGCAGCUUCCCUUCCGGCCCGACCGAUCCAUGAGCCUGACCGAGUCCAGCAGCAGCCUGCUCUCCUCCAUCAGACAGCUGAAGAAUCUGGAUGGGUUUCCCUCAGGCGGCCCCGCUCCGGCCGUGGCUCCUCCGCCCGGCUUCCCUCCCUCGUCCACCCUCCCGGCCCAGGUCCCGCCGAUGCUGUCCUCCAACCGUUACAAAACUGAACUGUGCCGCGGCUUCCAGGAGACCGGCAGCUGCAAGUACGGCAGCAAAUGCCAGUUUGCUCAUGGCGAGGCAGAGCUGCGAGGACUGUACCGACACCCCAAGUAUAAGACCGAGCCCUGCAGAACCUUCUACAACUUUGGUUACUGCCCCUAUGGCUCCCGCUGCCACUUCAUCCACGAGGAGAAAAUCAGCAGCAGUGCAAUGCCAUCUGCCAAAUUCCAGAGCCAGCUGAACGCCACAACAACCGGUGGGCACAAUCCACGCCACCAGCUCCGCCAGAGCGUCAGCUUUGCCGGGUUCCUGGGGUCUUCGCGCAGCUCACCUCCUCCAUCAUUCCCUUCGUCCUUCAAUGACCCUAACCUGGGGUUUACCCGGGCUCCGUCAGUGUCUCCACCUCCCGCUGACCUCCUGUCUCCGGUGUUCGGAGACGCCAUGCAGCGGGAGGCGGCCGCCUUCCAGUUUGGCAACCAUCAGACCCGCGCCAGCACCGGAGACAUCCAUAACAUUCCUGUCAUCCUGGAGCCAAAGACUUCCCGCUGUGUGUGUGGCCAUGGAAAUAACUUUAACAGCAACAACAGCAGAGUUAUAAGCAGCAUGGAAGACGAGCAGUAUCAGGACAGCGGCAUGCUGUUCCCCGGUCCGGGAGCCCACGGCGGAUUCGCCAGGCCCGCUGGGCUCCAGCGUUUUUCCUCUGAGGACUCCCUGGAGGACAGCUACAGCAGCAGCAGCAGCGGCUCCAGCGGGAGCGAGUCCCCAACGUUCGAUGGCUCCGCCACCAAGAGGCUCACCGUGUUCGAGCGUCUGUCCCUGUCCGACUGAACGGAAGAGACACUUUAAGAACUCUUGUCUGUCUGGACCUUCCUCAGAACCAGAACAAGUCAACGCGUUGCUACAAUAACACUUAAAGUUCUUAAUUUAUCUUUGUAAAAACUCAUCAUAGACAAACUACACAUUCUGUGAUCAUGUUAGUAGCCAAAAGUUAUCACACUUUAUUUUUAUACCUACAGAUAAUGUGUAGCCUGCUGGGCCAUUGUAUGUGGUCCUCUGUAAGAAAGAACUCAUUACCAGCUCAUAUCCUGGUUUAUAGUUGAUCAAAAUGGCUUAUCUUGAGUGAUUAUCAAUAUCUCUGUGCCUUUAAGAUUUCUGCCUGCCUUAUGGGCUAUUAAUUCUGUGUGCCACAAACAGUAUGUUGAUUCAGUAGCCUUAAUCAAUGAGACCUGACAUGAGUCUGUGAUAUGCACUUUACAGCUAAUUGAAAUGGGAGAAGCUGUCAGAUCUCCCGGUAGCAUUCAGCCAAAGCUUCUCACUUCACUUUGCUCUGUUUAUGAAUGAGUGUAUGUGUGUGUGUGUGUGUGUGUGUGUGUGUGUGUGUGUGUGUGUGUGUGGAUGUGUCUGAAUAUUUGGAUGGGUGUGUGUGUGUGUGUGUGUGUUCGUGUGCCAUAGUUUGUUUUUUUUCUGAGACCUGGGGUGCAUGCAAAUAUAAGUUGCCGAAUUUCGAAAGAUCAAAGCGUGCAGAGAGAUAAAGUUUAGUCACUGACUUUUGACCUGAACAUCCGUAUCCUAAAACACUUGACAGGAUUUGCAGAAAUCAAUCAAUUCUCUUUGAUUUGCUGGUUUUGUAAACUGCACGCCCUCUUUUAUUUCCCCAUUUGUUCGACAGCCUGGUUCAGGGAACACCGCAGUAUUCCUUUUGGUUAUUGGUUGCCUUGUGUUGUUUAACUUAAAGUAAUAUAUUUAUUAUGAUAUUUAUUUGUGUUUAAAGAAAAAAACAAAUGUAUUUUGUACUUUAUUUAUGGAAAAAAAUAUUUCAAGGUCUGUGAAAUAACAAUGUGAGAAAAAAAGCAGAAAAAAAGAGAAUCCUAUAUUUUUAAUUACCUUAAAGGGACAAAAUAAAUUUCUGAAUAAAGAAAUGAUUGUAAGCUA
This is a messenger RNA of Salarias fasciatus (jewelled blenny), 2491 nucleotides long. Its product is annotated as mRNA decay activator protein ZFP36. The coding region runs from base 104 to 1387 and encodes 427 amino acids. The record is from RefSeq and is a predicted model, not a curated record. Gene Ontology annotation, molecular function: metal ion binding; mRNA binding. Lineage: Eukaryota; Metazoa; Chordata; Actinopteri; Blenniiformes; Blenniidae. The transcript is spliced from 2 exons.